GCAGGUCCGUUGCCCAGGGAGGCUAUGGGCUGGCGCUGUGCCUGCUGGCCCCACAAGUGACCGACCCUCGGGAAGCGGAAGCAGCAGCCGUGAGCAGGAUGGGCUCCCUUCUCCCCCCUCCCUUCUCCCGGCCCAGAGAGAGGCUCUCAGAGGCCAGGGACGGACCCUAGAGAGGGGGGAGGGGGGGAGAGCAGGCCAUGGGGUUCCUGCCGGCUGGGGGGCAAAGGCCAGGCCUCCUCCAGCCAUGAGGCACCGGCUGCCCCCUUGGGAGUCGCUGAGGCUGAGCCCCAGGCAGCAGGACCCACGGGAGAGAUGCUUUGCGCCCCGACCGAGGGGGCAGCCGAAUCGACGCUUUCUGGGGAACGGCUUGCGGUCAUGCGGGGCAGGAGGCUGUGACGCCCCCCUGGCGGGGCAAAGGGGCUGCCAUGGCCAGCCAGGAGGCAGCCCCGGAGGCCGGGCAAGAGAAGGCUGUCACCGGGGUCCGCUCCGUGCUGCUCAAGCGCGACUCGCCGGGUGCUGAGGACCGCCUGCAGCGCCGCCGCCACCGCGCCCAGCAGGUGCGCUUCAAGGACCUGGAGGAGGGCGAAGAGGAGCCCCCGGGCAGCCACCUCCCACGUGCCUCUGCCGCAAACUGCGCCAGGCGGAGCUGGCCCCAAUCCGGGCCCCGCCUGCUGCUCGCCCUGCCGGAUCCCCACGGGGCGACUGGCAUCAGCACCGCCAGCCAGACGUCACCCAGCCUGCAGCGGCCCACCCGCAGCAAGAGCUCCUGCGACCUCGCCCAGGAGGGGGCGCCCUGUGCAGUGGGCCGCAGCCAGGAUCCGCCCCUGGGGGGCACCGCCAGCCUUCCUGCCCUUGGUUGCUCCCUUGCCUUACCCCACGCCCAGCAGUGCCCCAGACUUCCUGCCACCCUGUGCCCCGGGCUGCCAGCUCUCCGGGGGUCAUGCCCCCCGUACCCGGGGCGGGGGGCCCCGUGUCUCUCGGCCAGCUGCUCUUCCCAGCGCAAGCACUGUGCCCCCUCCUCCACGCAGCCCCAUGGCACACCAAGCAGCUGCAGCAGCUCUGGCGCCCCCUGGCUGUGCCCACCCCCCUCUGAGCAGGCCUCGAGAGCCCCUCCCUGUGCCCCCCAGAGGGGCAUCCCUGCCCCCUGCCCCCUUGCUCAGGGCCCCCCCACCGAAGACCCCACCUCUGCCUUCCUGCUUCCCACAGCAGGGCCCCCUAAGUCAGGAAAACCAGCAGCGCCUGCGGCCUCCCCAGGGAGCCUCAGCACCACUCAGGCCCACCCCCCAGCCCCCACGCCUUCCCAGAAGCCUCCGGACCCCCUUCUGCCUUCCUCCGGUCGCAGCUGCCCCCCUGAGACCUGCCUCUCCGCUGGACCUGGGGAGACGUUUCCCCGCGGGCAGGACCACCUUCUGCAGCUGGUGUCUGUGGCUGCCGCGCAGAGGGCGCCCCCGCCAGCAUCUCAGGACCUCCCCGGGCGGGUGGGUGACAUCCACUCCCAGCUGCAGUCCCUCGAGGGGGUGCUGGAGACCAGCCAACGAACCAUCAAGGUGCUACUCGAUGUCAUUCAGGAUCUGGAGAAGAAGGAGGCGCAGCGAGACGGGCGGCAGUCCUACCGGACAGGGCAGGACACCACCAACUGCGGGACGUGCCGGGACUGCGCCUGCAUCAUCUACAGCGUGGAACAUGAUUUCCGGAAGCAGGAGGGGCGUUUGCAGCAGGUGCUGAGCACCAUUGAGCCUGAGCUGAGCCACAGCCCCCCGGUGGCCACGCGAGCUGCCACGCCAAGCCACCAGGAGCCGUCGCCAACGCUGAAUCUGCCCGUGGUGAAAGCGGAGGCCAAGAAGUCCCGGCGAAAGUGUUUCUGGUUCCUGUGAUGGUGCCGUGCCCAGAAGGGUCCGGGGGUCUCCCUCCCCAAGGAGCCAUGGGGUGAGGGGGCUGCCUCCCCCCAUCAGUCCACACCAGUCAACCUGCCACAGAGCCGCAGCGUGGAGGGAUUGCACCAGCCUUUUUAUUGUUCAGAUCUGUCCAGUUUAACUUGCAGAGCACCCCCCCCAAUGAAAGGAUGGGGGAGAGAAGGGAAGACACACACACUGUAUCCGAGGAGGUCUCAAUAAACUCCUGUGAGGCGCCUGUUUUCAAA
Podarcis muralis (Common wall lizard) is the source of this 2140-nucleotide messenger RNA. RefSeq lists its product as uncharacterized. The record is from RefSeq and is a predicted model, not a curated record. NCBI's taxonomy places the organism in Eukaryota, Metazoa, Chordata, Lepidosauria, Squamata, Lacertidae.